CAAAAUUAUGAAAUGGUUAUAAGGGAUUAUAAGAAAGGUAGAGUGGUUAUGGAAUCAACGCUGAGUCCGGAAUCCUCCGAUUCCGCAAAUGGAAUGACAGAGAGAGAGACAACAGAGGAUACAGCCUUAGCAGCGCAGUAUAGAAAAGUGUUCGAGAAAGUAUGGGCCGAGGUGGAAAGAAUUAUGGCAGAGAUGAAGGAACAGUUACUUAAGCAAUUAACUGAACCUUGGAGACCAUUGGAUGAUCAAGAGAGAACAAUAAACAUAUUAUUGGAGUUGGAUAUUCCCGAUGACCCAGUAUGGCAUUAUCUUGAUAGUCAAUAUAAUUAUAUUACUAAUUUGUUCAAGGAGACAUACAAGGAGCAAGUGGCUAAAAUAGAAGCUUUGAAAAAGUCGGUGAUAACGAAUGAUAUUGACAAACGGCAAGUAGCAAAUAAUCUUAAGGACACCAUUAAGAUUAUUAGCACACGUAAUUUUGAUGCACUGACAGCUCGCAAAUCAAUGGACGUGCAAAUAUGGCAAGCAACCCUCGUAAUAGUCAAAACACUUUCCGAUCUACUUCUUCGAUGCCUUCCCGACUUUUGGAAAUUAAGUAAAUCGUUCGCCGAGGGCAAAUUCCAAAAAAAUCAGACAGUUUUAUCAACAAAUCGUCGACGCCGCCAGGCAAUGGACUUGGACAAAGUGAAAGAAGCGCAGAAAAUGGCGAAAGGCGUUAUAGAUCUCUACGCACAGUUAUUAUCUGAUUUCUUUAAUCUUUCUUCAUCGACCGAAGAUCAGAACGGCACGUCGGAAUCGGUCCAAUCACCAUCGUCGAUAUCUUCAACGCCCCAUAAGAAUUCAUUUGUUCCGCCUCAAACUGACUCGGUCGUUGCUUGCUAUUUUUUGACGAAAAUUGUAAUGGAGAUGUGUGAAUGCGUGAAUGAUAUCAAUGCCAUUAAUGUCGCUGCUGAGGCUACUGUUGCAUUGUCAACACUUAUGGAACAAACGAGGUGGCGAUUUGUAGGAGUAUUGUGCGAUACAUGGAUUAAUGAUGCAACGAACUUUUAUUUGUUAGAAGACUGGACAUUGGACUCAGAUAAUCGAGAAAUCACUACGAUUCUGAGGACCUUUCACACAUUCCAUAAAUAUAAUUCACGAUGCGCAUUCAAGAUAGCAAGCUUGGGAUUUGUAUCAGACACUGAUGAGAGUAAAGGGGGUCCAAGCAUUCCGCCAGAAUAUCUUGAAAGAAUUAAAGGCGCAUUCUUUAGAUCAAUUGAAGCAUAUCUUGACAGUUUGCCAGAUAUUGCUUCUGAUGCAGCUGUGGAACGUGUGGAUAAUAAGACGAACGAGUCAAUAUUUAGACCUCGGAUAGACCCAACCGACUCGGAAGCGACUCUAUUACUGACCGUCAGCAAUUUGGCCAGUCUUAAGCAAUAUAUGAUCCCCAGACUUGUUUCGCAGUUUGAGAAUGCUUACAAAUGCAAAAUGGCUGCUGAAGUUUCCAGUAUAAAUGAGUAUGUGGAUCAACUUGACGAGAUAUUUUUUGCGGAUUACAUUCGUCUUAAGAAAGAGGCGGUUUCUGAAAUUAUCAGGAAAGGUAUCCUCAACAGUGGCAUUGAUUGGUACAACAUCGCAAAACCAACUGAGGUCCAUGCUUUUGUCUAUGAAGCUCUCUUGACUUUGGUAAUGGUCCACUCGCAGAUUAGUGAUGUAUCCAAGAUACUGGUCAAUCGUGCACUAUCUGAACUACUAGAUAGUAUGGUACAAGAUUGUUAUGACGCCUUUGGACAAGUCGAAAGAUUCGGAAUGGGUGGAAUGUUGCAGGCCGUACUUGAUAUAAAAGUAAUGGAUCAAAUACUUGCCCAAUAUGCCACUCCAAAGGCGCAAGAGAUAUUUACGAAUAUUUAUAAGAAAAUAGAAGAGCUGUAUGAUCCAUCUCAGAGAACCGGUAAUUUAGAGACGGAGUUGAACAGCGUCAGAGGGUUGUUG
Molecule: messenger RNA, 1968 nt
Organism: Paraglomus occultum
Lineage: Eukaryota; Fungi; Glomeromycota; Glomeromycetes; Paraglomerales; Paraglomeraceae
Source: the annotation of a GenBank genome assembly